This is a messenger RNA of Neurospora crassa OR74A, 369 nucleotides long. RefSeq lists its product as hypothetical. The record is from RefSeq and is a predicted model, not a curated record. The transcript has 3 exons. Bases 1 to 369 code for a protein of 122 amino acids. NCBI's taxonomy places the organism in Eukaryota, Fungi, Ascomycota, Sordariomycetes, Sordariales, Sordariaceae.
AUGAUCGUUGAGGCCGCUGACGAGAAAGAGAUCGUUGACGUCGAUGAGGUCUUCGAGAGAUAUCCUGUCAAACUGGAGGGGGCCCUUCACGCCUUUCGCGGCCUUCGCGCCCUUCGGACCCAGAACGCCAACCGCCCUGAGGCCCAGUGGCCGAUUGCCAUUGAGAAGCAGAAGGCCACGUUGGCUUCCGCCAUGACCAACAAGGAUUUGCAUCGUCCCUUGGCCGUUGCGCGCAUGGAGGCCAGAUUAGCUUCCGCCAUGACCAACAAGGACUUGCAUCAUCCUUUGGCCGUUGCGCGCAGUUUCGCACACUCUUGCAGCGUCGAAAUUUUCCGUCGUGGGACGACGAAGAAUUGCCCGGAGGGCUGA